GACGACCUGAACCUGAAGCGAUGCAACUGGACGAACGGCUCGAAGCGGCCGACAAUCUGAACGAAAUGAUCCUCGUCCAUCGAUCGUACAUUGGGACCAUCUACGAUCACUCGUUCCAGACGGACGACAGCAAACCCUUCCGCGAGGGCGUCAUCCGGCUGCUCAACCUGGUCCACAUCGUGCGGGACGAGUGGAACAGCAACGUGCUGUACGUGGAGAUGGACGCCCGCGGGUACAUCGAGGACAACAGCAUGAUCGGAGACUUUAUCGCGAACGCCCAGGUCGGAAUGCUGGAGACGACGUACUGCAAGUGCCACCAGCAGCUGGCGGAGUUGCUGAAUCGGGAGGUUUAUGCGAAGCGGAAGAUGCAUCUGGCCGCCCUGGCAGACGCCUUCAGCUACAACGUUCCUCACUAAACAUCUCGUAACGGUAAGUAAAACCCGUUUAUUGGAAUCUUUUUCCAGUUUAUUUAUUCUUAG
This is a messenger RNA of Culex pipiens pallens (northern house mosquito), 479 nucleotides long. RefSeq lists its product as uncharacterized. The transcript has 2 exons. The coding region runs from base 21 to 416 and encodes 131 amino acids. NCBI's taxonomy places the organism in Eukaryota, Metazoa, Arthropoda, Insecta, Diptera, Culicidae. The record is from RefSeq and is a predicted model, not a curated record.